Molecule: messenger RNA, 1488 nt
Organism: Planococcus citri (citrus mealybug)
Lineage: Eukaryota; Metazoa; Arthropoda; Insecta; Hemiptera; Pseudococcidae
Product: ras-related protein M-Ras-like
Exons: 4
Coding region: 294-911 (205 amino acids)
Biological process (GO): Ras protein signal transduction
Cellular component (GO): plasma membrane
Molecular function (GO): GTPase activity; GDP binding; GTP binding
Source: RefSeq, a predicted model, not a curated record
CAGUACAAGAGAAUGCGCUGACGCGAGAAUUUAUUUUUGCUUAUCAUACAUUUCUGAAAAAUAUUUACGCCUAUAGGGCUACAUACGAUGUUAUCAAUUUCGAACUUUACUACGAAUUUAUAAUAGAAUAAUUUUUUGCGUUAAUAGAUGAUAAUUAUUUUUCCUAUUUACAGUAAAAUUUACAUAAAUCGUUGAAAAAAAAAUUUCAAGUUGCAAAAUUUUGAUUUAAUAUCACUGUAACCUUUGUUCUGAAAAUGUACUUGAAGUGACUCAUCGUGAUCUAAAUACUAAUUAUGUCUCUGGUUGGAAACGAAGGCGAUAUUACUAGGUACAGGUUGGUUGUAGUAGGCGAUGGGGGUGUAGGUAAAAGUGCAAUUACCAUUCAAUACUUUCAAAAGCUUUUCGUCACUAAUUACGAUCCUACCAUUGAAGACAGUUAUAUUCAGCAUGCUGUCGUAGAUGGCGAAUUAUGCAUUUUAGAUGUUCUAGAUACUGCUGGUCAAGAAGAAUACAGUGCUAUGAGAGAACAGUACAUGAGAUCUGGUGACGGUUUUCUUAUUGUGUACUCGGUUACAGAUACUCAAAGUUUUGCCCAUGUGACUGAUUUUUAUAAUCAAGUAUUACGUGUUCAAGAUGCAGAUUCUUUUCCAGUGCUGCUUGUGGCGAACAAAAUCGAUUUACUGCAUUCCAGAAAAAUAACCGAAGAAAAGGGCAAAGAGAUAGCAAAUCAAUUAGGCGUUGAGUAUAUCGAAACUAGUGCCAAAGAACCUCCUCUGAAUAUCGACACAGCAUUUCAUCAGAUUGUUAGAAUCAUUCGUAAUCACCCAGUUACCAGAGGAAUUCAACAACGACAACGACAAAAUCGCCAACGUCAAAAAUUCAGAAAUAUAUUGCGCUGUGUAGUUUCCUAAUUCAAACGCAUGAAUUUUCUAUCUGUACAAAAAAAACUAUCAGAAGUGUGACAGUAAUAGUGCAUACUUCGUGCUUCGUAAAUAACACCAUUUGAUGCAUAUCUUACCGUUAGUUCGUAACGUAUUUCCGCAGUACCGUGUUGAAAUUAGGCCUAACUUGAAAAUCCUCAUCACAAUUCUCGAAUGAAUGUUUUUUUUAAAACGUAUCGUCGUAUAUUUCUAAACAAUUAUCAAAUUUUAUAAGCUUUAAACUCAGUCAUCGUUUUUACAUAUUUUGUAGCAUUAGGUAAAGAUGAAAGCAUUUUUUAAAAUCGAAUUUUUCAAGUUUUUAAAAACUUGACGAGACACCAAUUUUUAUAGUAAACGAAAACUCGCGCUUGAAAAAGCAUUUUUUCAAAAUUCUAGAUUUAAUUUUUAUUUUAACGCUAUUUAGAGUUCCUAACGCGCUGCUUUAUACGUGUGUAAUUAUCAUGCCGUCUGAUAUUUUUUUAACGCUAGUCAUUAAAUAUCUGGAACAAUUUUUUUCCAACUGUAUACAUACACGUUUCUUACUUGAACAAAUAAAUGUUUUUCCUUA